AAAAAAUGCCUAAGGACUGCAAUGCUUUUCAGACGUUCAUGGCAUCUCUCUGUUGCUUUUAUCAUCAGAACUCCAUUCUUGGGGUCAAGUUUUUAAAGGAGAAGCAGGUGAUGGACAGUUCCCCAGAAAAACUGAAGAAGGAGCUGGAAGAAGAAUUGCAGAUGAGCAGUGAUGAUUUACGGAGCCAUGCUUGGUAUCAUGGACGGAUUCCACGGCAGGUGUCUGAGAGCCUCGUUCAGAGAGACGGUGACUUUUUGAUCAGAGAUUCUCUCUCCAGUCCUGGCAAUUUUGUCCUUACCUGUCAGUGGAAAAACAUCUCUCAGCAUUUCAAGAUCAAUAAAACUAUCGUGCGGCUCAGCGAAGCUCACUGCCGGGUGCAGUUUCACUUUGAAGACGAAGGCUUUGACACUGUCCCUGGCCUGGUGCGAUGCUACGUGGGAAAUCGCAAGCCCAUAUCAAAGCAGAGCGGAGCGAUUAUAUUUCAGCCCAUAAACAGAACGGUUCCUCUGAGAUGCCUGGAGGAGAAAUACGGGAUUUCUCCAGUCCUGCCAAGAGAAGAUAGCAUUCCAGAGGGGCAAGUAGAAACCCCACAAAGGCUGAGCCUUAAUAUGUGCAAUCGACAAUCCAGAGAGUCCACUUUAGGAAAUCUUUUAAGAAACAAAGAAAAAAGCGGUAGUCAGCCCGCAUGUUUGGAUCACCUGCCGGAGAAGCGAUUCCCCUUAAAGACUCAUCAGUCGGAAAGCUAUCUGCCAAUAGGUUCAAGACAUCCUUCCCAAGGAACAGAAACUGAAAACAGUCCUUGUACGAAGCCUCCGGCUUUUAGAACUGGCAGUGAACCUAAUCUGAGCCCCCUGUUCUUCCGGAGAUUUGCUUCAGAGUUGCAAAUUAGUGAUGCGCUCAGGGGGUCUGACAGCCAACUUCAUUUGAGACCCCCACCAAAGCCCAGUAAACUGCCAUUUCUGAGGCCACUGCAAGGCUUGGAUGUCCUCUAUUGUGAAUUGCACGCAGCUCUUCCCACAGAGGGCAGGCCAACAAAGCAACCUUUAUGUCAGAAGAACAGCUUUGUAGAGCAUCUGACAACGAAGGACAAUGGGACCCAUUCAGCCUUGAUCCUGGAGGACAAUGACUCCUUGCCGAGUUCUGUGGAUCCACAGACAGCUCAGUUGGAGAGAAGCAAAGAGUGUCCCAUCUUUGUCACACCUGUCAUUGAGAAGGUCUCUGGUUUCAGGCCAAACCAUUUUGAGUCAAAACUUCUUCCCCUAGAAAACAAGCCCUUGGAGACCGCAAUGUUAAAGAGAGUGAAAGAGCUCUUUGUGAAUAAUGACGCAAAAGUCAUUGCCCAGCAUAUACUGAAGAUGGACUGCAAGGUUGCUAGGAUACUUGAGGUCUCCGAAGAGACGCGGAGGAUCAUGGGAGUGAAAUCAGGCUUGGAGCUGAUUACCUUGCCCUACGGACACCAACUGCGCCUGGAUCUAAUUGAAAGGCAUUCUACGAUGGCAAUAGGAAUUGCGGUGGAUAUUCUCGGCUGCACGGGAAAUUUAGAAGAGCGUGUUGCCACAUUAAACAGGAUUAUCCAGGUUGCAGUCGAACUAAAAGACUCCAUGGGGGAUCUGUAUGCCUUCUCAGCUAUAAUGAAAGCUCUGGAAAUGCCUCAGAUUGCCCGGUUGGAGCAGACGUGGACCAGCUUGAGGCACUGUCACACACAAACGGCCAUUAUGUAUGAGAAACAGCUGAAACCUUUCAGCAAACUCUUACACGAAGGAAAAGAGAUCACUUGUGUGUCGCAAAACGUCGUCACUGUGCCAUUGCUGGUGCCUCUGGUUACCCUGCUGGAGCGUCAAACUGUGGUCUUUGAGGGAAUGGAUGUGUGGGAAAACACUGACCAGAGCUGUGAAAUCAUGCUGAAACAUUUGGCGACGGCUCGUCUGAUAGCACAAAACGCAGAGCAGUAUAGCGCAAAUGCAGAAAGGAUCCUUACAGGUUUUCAGCCAGACGAUGCAAUGAACGAAAUCUUCAAAACAGAAUUUCAGAUGAGAUUGCUCUGGGGCAGCAAAGGAGCCCAGGUCAACCAAAAUGAAAGAUAUGAAAAAUUCAAUCAAAUUUUAACUGCACUCUCCCGAAAAUUAGAACCCCCUCUUACCAAGCAGAUGGAAAAUAGAAACGCCUGAUGGACUCUCAGCUAAAAAGAAAUUGGCAGAAUUGCCAAGAAAGCAUUGUUUU
Messenger RNA from Protobothrops mucrosquamatus (brown spotted pit viper), 2220 nucleotides. RefSeq names its product BCAR3 adaptor protein, NSP family member (gene BCAR3). Gene Ontology annotation, molecular function: phosphotyrosine residue binding; guanyl-nucleotide exchange factor activity. The coding region runs from base 6 to 2168 and encodes 720 amino acids. Gene Ontology annotation, biological process: positive regulation of peptidyl-serine phosphorylation; small GTPase-mediated signal transduction. NCBI's taxonomy places the organism in Eukaryota, Metazoa, Chordata, Lepidosauria, Squamata, Viperidae. The transcript has 10 exons. The record is from RefSeq and is a predicted model, not a curated record.